AGGAGCCCCCAGAGCAGACGGCACCAUGUCCAUCCUCCCUGCUCUUCUCUGCCUUGGGCUGAGUCUGGGCCAGAAAACCUGUGAGCAGAAUGGGACCCUCCCCAGACCCACCAUCUGGGCUGAGCCAGGACCUGUGAUCCCUCAUGGGAGCCCUGUGACUAUCUGGUGUCAGGGGACCCUGGAGGCCCAGGAGUACUCUCUGUAUGAUGAAGAAAUGAAUACACCUUUGGACACACAGAAACUGCCGGAGCCCAGGGACAAGGCCAAGUUUUUCAUGAAAGACGUCUAUGCAGGGAAAUAUUAUUGUAAAUACCUCAGCUCUGUAGGCUGCUCAGAGGACAGUGACCCCCUGGAGCUGGUGGUGACAGGAUUCUAUAGCAAACCCAGGCUCUCAGCCCUGCCCAGCCCUUCUGUGACCUCAGGAGGGAACGUGACCCUCCAGUGUGGCUCACAGAAGGUAUUUGACAGAUUCACUCUGACUAAGGAAGGAGAAGACAAGAUAUCCUGGAUGCUGGAUGCACAAUCAAACCUCAGUGGGCAGUUCCAGGCCCUGUUCACUGUGGGCCCCGUGAACCCCAGCCACAAGUGGACAUUCAGAUGCUAUGGAUAUUUUAGAAAUCAUCCCCAGGAGUGGUCUGACCCCAGUGACCCCCUGGAGCUUCACAUCUCAGAACCCAUUGGAGGCUCUCUACCCCGACCCACAAGACCCAUCUCCAGAGAUGCCUCCGACCCCCAGGACUACACAAUGGAGAAUCUCAUCAGGUUGGGCUUGGCUGGACUGAUCCUCAUCGGGUUCAAGGUGCUGCUGUUUCAGGCUUUAAACAGUGAGUGAGGACCCAUUAUAAAACUGAGAUGUGAACACAGAGGGGACAGGGCACUGUUCAGAGUGGGGGGAGCCGUGGAGCCCAUCUGAUGACCCAGGAGGUGGUGAAGGACAGUCUGGACCACAGGUUGGGAAACUGCUGAGGUGUCCAGGGGAGAGAAUAAGCUUUGGGUGCAGGGAGUGUCUGAGUGCUCCCUGUGUAGGACUCUUCCUCCAUUAAAUGUCUUUUCUCUCCCAUUCUCUUUGCUGACUCCCUGUAACAACCCCACCCUGCUCUCACCCUUGUGCCAUGAG
Molecule: messenger RNA, 1117 nt
Organism: Artibeus jamaicensis (Jamaican fruit-eating bat)
Lineage: Eukaryota; Metazoa; Chordata; Mammalia; Chiroptera; Phyllostomidae
Product: leukocyte immunoglobulin-like receptor subfamily A member 5
Exons: 6
Coding region: 26-832 (268 amino acids)
Biological process (GO): cytokine-mediated signaling pathway
Molecular function (GO): inhibitory MHC class I receptor activity
Source: RefSeq, a predicted model, not a curated record